UCAACGUCGAAGCCAUCUCCAUCUUGUUCGCAAAACUCUCGCCAAUGGGUCAGACAUGCUCAUGCCUGGAUCACAGGUUCUCUGGCAGCCGGCGCCACUCGGGUCAGCCAGACUACGUGAGUUCCCCUUCGGAACCUCCUCAUGAAUCGCGCGGACUCCUCAAGGACCACAGUGUCGUUGACGUGGAAGACACAGAUGACGACGUCAUUCCAAUUUCGCGUCGGAGCCCAGGAGAAGACAGCGUCGUGAAGCGCCCAAGCCGAGUCGCCGAAACCGCUUCGUACUCAUACACAGCAACGUCGUAUUUUGAAGACGCUUCACCCCAGAGCAGCUACACAGCAAAGACACCGGCGGCACGAUCAUCGACGCCAGUAGUAAUCACGUCCAUCGACGCGUACAUGCCCCUGGCCGCGCCGUCCGCGAACGUUGAAGUCGCAGACGGCGUGGAGUUGGAAUGCGUCAUGUGCCUCGAUACGUUUGAUGCAGGCAACCCACGCAUCCGAACGCUGUGCAACUGCGGCAUGAACCGGACCAACUUUCAUCUGUCGUGUCUGCUGGAGUGGACCAACCGCGACUCGACCUGUCCCGUGUGCCGCGAAAAUUUAUUUUUCGAGGAAAAUAUUGGGCUGGAAUAAUUAAAAUUAAAUUAUUUACGUAUGCCA
Molecule: messenger RNA, 662 nt
Organism: Aphanomyces invadans
Lineage: Eukaryota; Oomycota; Saprolegniomycetes; Saprolegniales; Verrucalvaceae
Exons: 1
Coding region: 45-635 (196 amino acids)
Molecular function (GO): ubiquitin-protein transferase activity
Source: RefSeq, a predicted model, not a curated record